This is a messenger RNA of Octodon degus (degu), 1156 nucleotides long. It is a transcript of the gene Rnase10, whose product is annotated as ribonuclease A family member 10 (inactive). The coding region runs from base 335 to 985 and encodes 216 amino acids. The transcript has 4 exons. The record is from RefSeq and is a predicted model, not a curated record. Lineage: Eukaryota; Metazoa; Chordata; Mammalia; Rodentia; Octodontidae. Gene Ontology annotation, molecular function: nucleic acid binding.
AGGAACCAUCACUGUGUCACCUGAGACAUGUCUUUGAGAUACCUGGGAUAUGAUACUAAGUCUGUGUGCUGGUUACUAACAGGAACAGAGAUGAAGAUGCACAGGCACCUGCCUCUCCAUAACGUGAAAAGGUUGGGAGGAGAGAGCUGUUCGUUCUCUGCUGUGACCUCUGCCUGGCCUUGAGUUGGCCUAGUUUUGCGAUGCCUUUUUCUUUUUGCUUAUAGCAGGAUGAUUCAAGAAUAAUUAUUAAGCUUUUGGUUUGAUGUGCUAGGUGAAUGGAGAUGUCGUUUGCUGAGAUGAGACUCUUAAAAAGAAUCAACAUUGGUAAGGCAAUAUGAAGCUGACCCUCGUGCAGAUCCUUUUCAUCAUGCUUCUGCUGCUGCUGGGCCUGGGCUUGGGCCUAGGGCUGGGGCUCCACAUGGCUGCAGCAGUCCUGGAGGACAGCGACCAGCCGCUGAAUGAGUUCUGGUCCAGUGACUCACAGGACAAGGCUGAGGCCACUGAGGUGGGAGAGGUCACUCAAACCCCAGAAGCCCUGGUACUCAGCAACAAAGCAGUUGUGCAACCCGAAUGGCCGGAAGAGACCAUGCUCAGUGAAGACGAGGCUGGGGGGCACCGGGCUCUCAGAGCAGAGGCCCUCUUUCGGAGCUACAGGGACUAUCUGAGGUCUGACCUGAUGGCCAGAGAAUGCAAUGCCAUGAUGGCCCACAAGGUGAAGAAGCAUAAUCACAGCUGCAUACCCGAGUACACAUUCAUACACGAGGACCCAAGCACCGUCCAGGCCGUCUGCAACAGUCCUGCUGUUGCCUGUGAGCUCAAGGGGGCCAAGUGUCACAGAAGCCCUCGGCCUUUUGACUUGACGUUAUGCAAGUUAUCUAAGCCAAACCAAGUCACUCCUAACUGCAAUUAUUUAACUUUCAUUAUGGAAAAGGUCAUUCUUAUGAGCUGUAAGGACAGGAAGCUCCACUUAACGGCUAUACAAUGAAGCUACUUCUCCUGUUCUUUCUCUGCAUCUUGUUCUCUUCUAUUUACUCUCCCCCUACCACUUUAUCUUGUUCUCUUCUCCUUAGAGGUCUUGUGGAGAAGGUCCCAAGAAGAGAAAUCAGAGUAUUCUUUGUCAUUGUCUUCUGAAAAUAAAAUUCUUUGCCUUAGGGGU